Messenger RNA from Sphenostylis stenocarpa, 360 nucleotides. Lineage: Eukaryota; Viridiplantae; Streptophyta; Magnoliopsida; Fabales; Fabaceae. The record is from the annotation of a GenBank genome assembly.
AUGCAUCAAGCUCAUACUUCAUUAUUAUGGGCCAAACCAGAGCCUGACACAAUGGGGGAAGAAGUUACCUCAGGAGGUGAAUUUGAGAUUGAAAGAAUGUCAAAUUGCAUAAUUGAAGCAAGUUCAAAAGACUUGUUAUUAUUGAGUUGGAGGACUUCUUCUAAGGAUAUCAAGAAAGAUGAAGAACUAUCGUGGCAUCACAGUUUGCGGCCAUCUGGAAAUGGUAGGGUUUCAUCUAAGACUGAUGGUGAUACUGAUUCCGAGUGCAAAAGUGGGAAUGCAGGAACUGAGUGGUACAAUCAUGUGGUGCCUUCUGAAACUUUGAGUUUUAAUGAACCAGAUGCUCCCCAGGGAGGCUAA